Molecule: messenger RNA, 2939 nt
Organism: Diospyros lotus (date-plum)
Lineage: Eukaryota; Viridiplantae; Streptophyta; Magnoliopsida; Ericales; Ebenaceae
Product: probable acyl-CoA dehydrogenase IBR3
Exons: 18
Coding region: 110-2578 (822 amino acids)
Molecular function (GO): oxidoreductase activity, acting on the CH-CH group of donors; flavin adenine dinucleotide binding
Source: RefSeq, a predicted model, not a curated record
AGUGUAAGUCAUCAUUGGAUCCGCUGUCAACAGGGGAAGAAGAAGAAGAAGAAGAAGAAGAAGAAGAAAUCAAGAAAAAUAUACAGAUAAGAGAUACAGCGAGCUGGGAAUGGCGAGCCUUGGUGCUGAUGGGGGGCUGGAUUGCCCGGCCUUGCUUGGCUACUGCUCCGCCAACAUCGAGGGUUUCCCUCUCUCUCCCUCGGAUUUCUCACUCUCAAAGUUUGGGCAUGGUCAAUCAAAUCCUACGUUUCUCAUGGAAGUUCGAGCGGGUGCAUUGAUCAAGCUAUAUGUGCUGAGGAAGAAGCCCCCAGGGAAAUUGCUUGAAUCUGCUCAUGCCGUGGAGAGAGAAUUUCAAGUUUUACAGGCAUUAUGCUCUCAUACUCUUGUUCCAGUGCCCAAAGUCUUCUGCUUGUGUGCUGAUUCAUCUGUAAUUGGAACUCCAUUUUACAUCAUGGAAUACUUGGAAGGACGCAUAUAUAUAGAUCCUUCUCUGCCUGAUUUGGCACCUCACAGGAGGAGUGCUAUAUAUCAUGCAACUGCAAAAGCAUUAGCUUCUCUGCAUUCUGUUGAUGUGGAUCGCAUUGGUCUAGGAAAAUAUGGACGUCGAGACAACUACUGCAAGCGUCAGGUAGAGAGAUGGGCCAAACAAUACAUUGCUUCAACUGGGGAGGGGAAGUCCAAUAGAAAUCCAAGAAUGAUAGAGCUGGUUGAUUGGUUACGAAAUCAUAUUCCUCUUGAAGAUUCCUCAACAGCAACAUCAGGCAUAGUUCAUGGUGACUAUCGGAUUGAUAAUCUUGUAUUCCAUCCCACUGAGGAUAGGGUGAUUGGUAUUCUUGACUGGGAGUUAUCCACCCUUGGAAACCAAAUGUGUGAUGUUGCAUACAGCUGCCUGCACUACAUUGUGGAUGCACGACUUGAUAAAGUAGGGCAAGACGAAGGUUUUGAAGCUACUGGGAUACCUGAAGGAAUUCCUUCACUGGCAGAAUAUCUGGCUGACUAUUGCUCUGCAGCUGGAAAACCGUGGCCUGCUGCUGACUGGAAGUUCUAUGUUGCAUUUUCCUUGUUCCGUGGAGCAUCAAUUUAUACUGGGGUACAUAGUAGAUGGAUUAUGGGCAAUGCCUCAGGAGGUGAGCAUGCCCAACAUGCAGGGAUAAAAGCUGAUGUCCUCAUAGAUACUGCAUGGUCAUUUAUUGGACGAAAGUCAGUACUUCCCGAGCACUCUUCAUCUGGUGCAGCAGUGCAAGGUCGUAUAGAAGAGUUAGGAAAUGAGGUUGAAAGUCAAGACCUGUCUCACGAGAUGAGGAAAUUUGUUCCUAGCAAGAAGGUUCAGGAAUUUAGAAUAAGACUAAUUAAGUUCAUGGAAGAUCAUGUAUACCCUAUGGAAAAUGAGUUCUACAAACUUGCUCAAUCCACCAUGCGUUGGACAGUGCACCCAGAAGAGGAGAAUUUGAAGGAAUUAGCAAAGAAAGAAGGAUUGUGGAACCUAUGGAUACCUUUUGAUAGUGCUGCUAGAGCUAGAGAAUUACUACUAGAUGGGAGAAAUCAGUUUCCAAGUCACAAGGAAUGCACUAAUUUUCUGGGUGCUGGCCUCUCAAAUCUUGAAUAUGGAUACCUGUGUGAUGUUAUGGGCCGUUCUAUUUGGGCACCACAGUUGUUCAACUGUGGGGCACCUGACACUGGAAAUAUGGAGGUACUAUUGCGUUACGGGAACAAAGAGCAGUUACAGGAAUGGCUUAUUCCCUUGCUUGAGGGGAAGAUCCGGUCUGGCUUUGCAAUGACAGAACCUCAAGUUGCAUCUUCUGAUGCGACCAAUAUAGAAUGCUCAAUUAAAAGGCAAGGGGAUUCAUAUAUUAUCAAUGGGAAAAAGUGGUGGACCAGUGGAGCAAUGGAUCCUAGGUGCAGACUUCUUAUUGUAAUGGGAAAGACUGACUUCACAGCCCCCAAGCAUAAGCAACAAUCAAUGAUCUUAGUAGAUAUUCAAACACCUGGUAUUUGCAUACAGAGACCACUCACAGUAUUUGGCUUUGAUGAUGCGCCUCAUGGGCAUGCAGAAAUAUCCUUUGACAAUGUAUGUGUGCCAGCCAAGAAUAUUUUGUUGGGAGAAGGGCGUGGCUUUGAGAUUGCCCAGGGUAGGCUGGGCCCAGGAAGGUUGCACCAUUGCAUGAGACUAGUAGGUGCAGCCGAGCGAGGCAUGCAAAUAAUGGUCCAAAGGGCUCUUCAGAGGAGAACUUUUGGAAAAUUAAUUGCUGAGCACGGAUCAUUCCAAUCCGAUAUUGCCAAGUGUCGCAUAGAGCUGGAGAGAACUAGACUGUUGGUCUUAGCAGCAGCAGAAGAGCUUGAUCGACUUGGAAACAAAAAGGCACGUGGGACCAUUGCGAUGGCAAAGGUGGCAGCUCCGAAUAUGGCGCUACAAGUGCUCGACUUGGCGAUGCAAGUUCACGGUGCAGCGGGCUUAUCUUCCGACACAGUCUUGUCCCAUCUCUGGGCAACCGCAAGAACGCUGAGAAUUGCUGAUGGCCCAGAUGAAGUCCAUUUGGGAACCAUUGCUAGAUUGGAGUUACAGAGAGCCAAGCUCUGACGAUCCACAAGCAAGGUCAAGAAGAAGGAGGCUCUCUGCCCGCCCGGGUCCUCUUUGAUUAGAAAACAGAAGAAAAUAAUAAAUAAAGUACUGCUACUGAUUGUUCAAAACACAAAUACAUCUUGGUUUGAUUAGGAUUUGUCUUGGAAAUAGCAGAUGUAUGCAAGAGAAAUCGAAAUAAUGCAUAGAAAAGCCGUGAUUGGUUGAAACUCUUAAAAAAUGAAAACCGAAGGAAUAGUGUUUUAAGUUAAGGGUUGUGAUAGAUAUCAUAUAUCAAUAGGGUUAAUUAUACUAAUUAAUAUUCAACUUUGUAUUAUUGUUUAGUCACUGAACUUUGAAAUGUUACUUGUUAGUCACUAAA